This is a messenger RNA of Gastrolobium bilobum, 1074 nucleotides long. RefSeq lists its product as uncharacterized. The record is from RefSeq and is a predicted model, not a curated record. NCBI's taxonomy places the organism in Eukaryota, Viridiplantae, Streptophyta, Magnoliopsida, Fabales, Fabaceae. The coding region runs from base 1 to 1074 and encodes 357 amino acids. The transcript has a single exon. Gene Ontology annotation, molecular function: zinc ion binding; nucleic acid binding.
AUGGACAAAAUAUUCAGAGUGGUCCAAUGCACCGAAGCUCAAAAGGUGCUAUUUUUGGUGUACAUGUUGGAAGGAGACGCCAAUCAUUGGUGGGCUAAUGCGUCCCAACCUUUGGAGAUGCAAAAUGCGGCGAUUACUUGGGCCAUAUUUGAAGAAAUGUUCUUGGAGAAGUAUUUCUCGAUGUCAAUCCGGGUCAGCAAGCAAGGCGAAUUCGACCGACUCGUACAAGGGACCAUGACGGUGGCCCAAUAUCACGCUAAGUUCCACGAACUACUCCGAUUGGCGACUUACCGAGGAACCAUGCCCAUGCCGGAUUUUCUGACAGCAAAAUUCCAAAGGGGUCUGUCCGCUAGGAUUACGAAAUUGGUAGCUGGCAACGGCACCUGUGACAUGGCCACCCUAGUAAACCGAUGUAGACAGGUGGAGGCGGUCGGUUUGCAAACAAGGAAGCCCGCGAAGACCAGCGGAUCCGGACACGAAACUCUGAUGACUAGGAACCGACCAUGGAGAGGGAAGAGCGGAGGCAGACCAUGGCAGCCCAGGCGUGAUGACCACAAGUUCAAGAGGCCCGGGAAUCCCCGUGGAAACAGCAGCAGGGCUCCCAAUUGCCCCAAAUGUAGGAAGGCACAUUUCGGCAAUUGUUUGAGCGGAUCGAUGAAAUGCUUCAAGUGCAGCCAAGAUGGACACUUCAUCAAAGAUUGUCCACAAUGGAGGGAACAACAGCCAGCAGCUGAGACACCAAGAAUGGGCAGAGUUUACACGCUGGAUCAACAUGUGGCGGACAAGGCAGCCGAACUAGUUAAAGGUACGAUCAAUAUAUGUGGUGAAGAACUAUCUGUUUUAUUUGACUCUAGUGCGACCAAUUCCUUCAUUGCCGACUAUGUGGCAAAUGCAUUUAACUUAACUAUGAGCCCAAUGCAAUCCCCAACGCAAGUCACCUCUGCGACGGGGGAAGUGACAGCGUCUCACUUCAUAUGUAGAAAUGUAGAAUUCAGAUACAAAGGAAAGAAGUACAACCAAGACUUCAUAAUUCUCCCCUUAGCCAAACUAAACCUAAUAUUGGGAAUGGACUAG